GUACCAUCACCGUCAUUCCAUUCAAUUCAUUUCACUCGCUUAUCAGCUGCCUGUCACCCGUGGUGCGGCCGAAAUUCGACCCGAAAUGGCGACGACCCUGCAGCGCGUGAGCCUGAUGGCCCGGCGGACCUUCGGGGGCCGUGCCUCCUUCUUCACGUACAGCCCCGAGCCGGCCCAGCCGCUGCCAGGCAGAAAAACCGAGUGGCUCAGCGCCGAAGAAGCCGUCAAGAUCAUUAAGUCAGGUCAUACCGUAUUCGUUCAGGGAGCGGCCGCCACCCCGCAGGUGCUUGUGAAGGCGAUGACCAAGCACGGCAAGGAGAACAAGCUGAAGGGUGUAACCGUGUGCCACAUGCACACUGAGGGUGAUGCCGACUACACGGAGCCCGACUGCGAUGGCAUCUUCCGCAGCACCUCCUUCUUCAUGGCCAAGAACGUGCGCAAGGCCGUCGCCGAGGGUCGCUCUGACUGCAUCCCCAUUUUCCUCUCCGAGAUUCCCCUGCUCUUCCACAAGAAGAUCAUCAAGCCCGACGUGGCUCUCAUCCACGUAUCGCCCCCUGAUGAGCACGGCUACUGCAGCUUGGGCACCAGUGUCGAUUGCGUCAGGACCGCCAUGUCCUACUCGAAAUUCAUUAUUGCUCAGGUGAACCCCAAGAUGCCACGCACCUUUGGUGACGCCACGAUCCACUCGUCGCACUUUGACGCCGCCGUGAAGGUUGACACGCCUCUGCCAGACCACGCAAGCAAGCCACCCACCGCCGUCGAGGCCAUGAUCGGCAAGCUGAUCGCCGAGAACCUGGUGGAGGACGGCGCUACCCUGCAGAUGGGCAUCGGCAGCAUCCCCGACGCUGUGCUGUCGCAGCUGCACAACCACAAGGACCUCGGCAUCCACUCUGAGAUGUUUGCUGAUGGCGUCGUCGAACUUGUCGCCAAGGGCUGCAUCACCAACAACAAGAAGACAAUCAACAAGGGCAAGAUUGUUGGCAGCUUCCUCAUUGGUGGACAGAAGCUCUAUGAAUUUGUCGACAACAAUCCUUUCAUCAUCAUGAUGAACGUUGACUACGUGAACAGCACAGGUGUUAUUGCGCAAAACCCAAUCAUGACCGCCAUCAACUCGUGCAUUGAAGUUGACCUCACAGGACAGGUUGUGUCUGACUCAAUUGGCACCAGAAUGUAUUCAGGAUUUGGUGGCCAGGUUGACUUCAUCCGAGGCGCCGCUGAAGGCCUUGACGGACGAGGCAAGCCCAUUAUUGCCCUGCCGUCAGUCACCGUGCGAGGGGAAAGCAAAAUCAGCCCCUACAUCAAACAAGGUGCUGGAGUUGUGACCUCCCGCGCGCAUGUGCACUACGUCGUGACUGAGCACGGCAUCGCCGAGCUGUUCGGACGCAACCUGCGUCAGCGAGCGCACGCCCUGAUCAACGUGGCGCAUCCUGACCACCGCGAGGGCCUCGAGAGGUCGGCCUUUGAGAGGCUGAAGGUUAUGCCCUCGGCAUAAGCGUCACCAACGACCUGCACCACUAGCUCUUGCCUUUCUUCGCAAUUCCAGUUUCGCAAAUUCUACAAACUCGAUCAAUCACACACUAUUCAGUCGGUGCAUUUGGGGAAUUUUAACUCGUUGUGUUUUUCCAAACUUGUUGUUCGUUUUUAUCGCUAGAGCCUAGUCGGUCAGAAAAAGUCUGAGGAACAUUCAAGUCCGUCUUGUCUUACUUUCCACUCGCCACGCAGCAAUAACGAUCCUGUUUUCCGAAUCGAGCCUGUUUGACUCCAGCCAGAGAUAUCAAAAGUAGAAUCCACGCGCCACUGGCUCAAAAAUACUACUUUUGACCUUUCCUAUGAAAAGGCUCCUCUCUCUCUGUAUCUCCGUCAGUUUUCUUUUAAAUUAAUAUGCAAUUAUUGUUCCAAAAAACUGACAAAUUUAUGCUUCAGCGUGAAAUGUUAUCCAUUUUAGUAGGGGGCAAAUUUAGGUACAAAUUAAAAGUGAGUUUAAUCGGCUGCCUCUACUGUCAUAUUUUAACGCCAAUAAAAAGAGCAACUAACUGAUAGGACAAAAACAAAAA
This is a messenger RNA of Cloeon dipterum, 2054 nucleotides long. Its product is annotated as 4-hydroxybutyrate coenzyme A transferase. NCBI's taxonomy places the organism in Eukaryota, Metazoa, Arthropoda, Insecta, Ephemeroptera, Baetidae. Gene Ontology annotation, biological process: acetate metabolic process. The transcript has 7 exons. The coding region runs from base 86 to 1492 and encodes 468 amino acids. Gene Ontology annotation, cellular component: mitochondrion. The record is from RefSeq and is a predicted model, not a curated record. Gene Ontology annotation, molecular function: acetate CoA-transferase activity.